Sinocyclocheilus grahami is the source of this 1281-nucleotide messenger RNA. RefSeq names its product U4/U6.U5 tri-snRNP-associated protein 2-like. Gene Ontology annotation, biological process: spliceosomal complex assembly; mRNA processing; protein deubiquitination. Gene Ontology annotation, molecular function: zinc ion binding; cysteine-type deubiquitinase activity. The transcript is spliced from 11 exons. NCBI's taxonomy places the organism in Eukaryota, Metazoa, Chordata, Actinopteri, Cypriniformes, Cyprinidae. The record is from RefSeq and is a predicted model, not a curated record. The coding region runs from base 1 to 1281 and encodes 426 amino acids.
AUGUUUUCUCCACAUGUGUUCUUUGCAGAGGUGCGUGUGAAAGUCGGUCGUGGUGUUGAAGAUCGAAGAAGCCGGCAUUGUCCAUAUCUGGACACAAUCAACAGGAGUGUUUUGGAUUUUGACUUCGAGAAGCUUUGUUCAAUCUCUCUUUCACAUAUUAAUGUCUACGCCUGUCUGAUCUGUGGGAAAUAUUUCCAAGGUCGAGGUCAGAAGUCUCACGCGUACAUCCACAGCGUUCAGUUCGCACACCAUGUUUUCCUGAAUCUCCACACGUUAAAGUUUUACUGCCUGCCGGACAAUUACGAGAUCAUUGACUCCUCGUUAGAGGACAUUACGUAUGUGCUGAAACCCACAUUCACCAAACAGCAUAUCUCUGGCUUGGAUAAGCAUGGAAAGCUGUACAGAGCCUACGACGGCACGACCUAUCUGCCAGGAAUUGUGGGUCUGAAUAAUAUCAAGGCCAAUGACUAUGCUAAUGUGGUUUUGCAGGCUUUGUCAAACGUGCCGCCUCUGCGGAACUACUUCCUCGAGGAGGAGAACUAUCGCAGAAUCCGCCGGCCGCCGGGUGACAUCAUGUUUCUGUUGGUGCAGCGCUUUGGGGAGCUCAUGCGCAAGCUCUGGAACCCGCGUAACUUCAAAGCCCACGUGUCGCCGCAUGAAAUGUUGCAGGCGGUGGUGUUAUGCAGUAAAAAGACCUUUCAGAUCACUAAACAAGGGGACGCUGUUGACUUUCUGUCCUGGUUUCUGAACGCAUUGCACGGUGCUCUUGGUGGGACAAAGAAGAAAUCAUCCAUCCUCACCAAGGUGUUUCAGGGGUCCAUGCGAAUCUUCUCAAAGAAGCUUCCCCAUCCAGAUUUGCCUGCAGAAGAGAAAGAAGCCCUUCUCCUUAAGGACGAGUACCAGGAGAAGAUGUCUGAGUCCACCUUCCUGUACCUGACACUGGAUCUGCCCACCGCACCCCUCUACAAAGAUGAGAAGGAGCAGCUCAUCAUUCCUCAGGUUCCUCUCUUCAACAUCCUGGAGUACAAGACGUACAAAGAGAACUUUCUGAAAAGGUUCCAGCUCACCAAACUUCCUCCGUACCUCAUCUUCUGCAUCAAGCGAUUCACCAAGAACAACUUCUUUGUGGAGAAGAACCCAACUAUUGUCAACUUCCCCAUCACGUAUGUGACCACCAGUGCUCAGGAUAUACUAUUUGGAAGAGACAAGAUAAAGACGAUGGCGCAGAAAACCAUACUGGGGCAUAGGAGGCCCAAAAACACAGCAGUGUUUGUAGUAUGA